Messenger RNA from Notothenia coriiceps (black rockcod), 851 nucleotides. Its product is annotated as cytochrome P450 2J1-like. Lineage: Eukaryota; Metazoa; Chordata; Actinopteri; Perciformes; Nototheniidae. The record is from RefSeq and is a predicted model, not a curated record. Gene Ontology annotation, biological process: xenobiotic metabolic process. The annotation marks the transcript as partial. Gene Ontology annotation, cellular component: intracellular membrane-bounded organelle; cytoplasm. The transcript is spliced from 4 exons. Gene Ontology annotation, molecular function: heme binding; oxidoreductase activity, acting on paired donors, with incorporation or reduction of molecular oxygen, reduced flavin or flavoprotein as one donor, and incorporation of one atom of oxygen; iron ion binding.
UUUGUGUGUUGUCUGCUCAGUGAUCCUGAACACCAGUGUGCUCUCUGUGUUCAGUUUGCAGAAAAAUAUGGAAAGAUUUUCAGCCUGCGGCUCUUUGGUGGGAGAAUUGUGUUCGUCUAUGACUACGAGCUGGUGAGAGAGGUCCUUAUCCAGAAAGGAGAGGACUACGAGGACCGCCCGACGAUACCAUUGUUUAGUGCAUUAGCUGGGAAUAAUGGUUUGUUGUUAUCAAACGGACAUCCUUGGAGGCAGCAGCGGAGAUUUGCUAUCCGGACCCUCAGAAACUUUGGUGUGGGGAAGAUGUCCCUGGAGCCGUCCAUCCAGCAGGAGAGCCACUUUCUCUCUGAGGCGUUCACCCUUCACAAAGGCAAGCCUUUUAACGCACAAUCCUUGAUAAACAACGCAGUGUCCAACAUCAUCUGCUGCCUGGUGUUCGGGGACCGCUUUGACUACGAUGACAAGCAGCACCAGUAUAUACUGGAGACCUUCAACGAGCUGGUGUACUUAGAGGGAGGAAUAUGGGCUCAUCUGUACAACACCCUGCCCGGCCUGAUGAAGCGACUGCCUGGACCCCACCAGAGGAUUUUCACUCUGACACAAGAUUUGCUUGACUACAUACAGACGAAGAUCAAGGAACACAGAGAGAGCUUUGACCCGUCCUUCCCCAGGGACUACAUCGACUGCUUCCUCACAGAGAUGGGAGAGGUGAUGGAUGAUAUAUGCUCUGUAUAGAGUGCUGCACGGAUGAUGUAUUAGUGUAGGCCGACCUGAAAGUUAUCAUCACAAGGGUCCCUCAACAGAAAGCAAAAUACAUUUUCCCUUGGGUUACAGAAUGUUGCAGAAAAUAAGAU